GCUGACCGUGCGCGUGAAGCCUGGUCUACCUUCGUUGUACAAUGAUCUGACGGGAAUGUCCUUGGACACCAAAUAAUUCGUCGUCAUUUACUGGCAGCCGCCAUCUGUCUCCCAUCUCACGGCCGUCGUCGAAGGGUCACGUACUACUAGUACGCUACCGGUGCGAGUCUACUACUAGUCCGACUUUCGAGAAUAUCCUCUCGAAAAAAGGCCCAAUUAUCUGACUCCCAGUCCCAUGCAUUAACCCCGUGUGUAUAAAGUCUGAGGAUCCUCUAGUCCGAGAUGAUUCAGACGCAGACGGUCGAUCGCCACGCAGUUGACCACCUGUCAAACGAUCGUGGUUGGCCCGCGUUGCCUCAGCCUCGUCCGCUGCGUCUUCUCUCUAUUCUUCAACACGCACUCGCGCUCCUGCGCCUGAGCCGGUGGACUCUGUCCUCCUCGUAGCUUCGGUAUGCCCAAGUCGACGUCUUCGCGGGUUGCACGACUGCUGUUCGUCGCCGCAUUCGGUCUCCCCGCUCUGGGAAAGCUCUAUGUCACUGCACCCGUCGACGGGACGACUUGGACUGCAGGGCAGAACCAGACAAUAUCCUGGAAGGACGACGGAUCCGACCCCGCCCUCACGAAGUUCGGCAAGGCAAGCGUUGGUAUCUACGUCGGGAGCGCGACCGUCCAGACGCGAGUCCAGAACAUUGUCUCGAGCGUCGACGUCGCCACGACAGAGUCGAUCGUCUUCACACCAGAUCCCACCGUGGGGGCCAACGGCGACUACUACUUCAUCCGCUUUCAGUCCCUCAGCCUCAAGGACGCGAACAACUCCGCCUUCCCCGCGGAGGCCUUCUCCGCGACCUUCACGAUGACCGGUAUGACGGGCUCGUUCAACGCCUCUGAGCACCCCGAGCUCGGCUCGAUGGCGACGGCGGCGACUAGUGCGGCAGCGGGCACGCAGUCUGCGGGCGCGAUGGCCGCCACGACGGGCUUCAGGGUCGCGACGAGCUCGCGUCCGCCCGACGCGGUGCCCACGACGAUAACUGGCGUGUCUGCGAAUGGCGCUGCGCGCCGCGUUGCAGGCGUUUCGGUUGGGAGUGCAUCGCUGUUGGCUGCAUUGCUAUUGGUGGGGUGGAUUUUGUGAGCUGAAGUGGCUGAGGGGUCGCGGUUGAGAAGGACAUGCUAUAGCUCUCUAUUCCAAUUGACUUGUCUAUGUUUUAACCUGUAAUCUGGAUGUAGCAUAGGGCACUUGGAACAUUACUAGCCGACGCGGACAGACCAUUGGGACAUUGGACAAAGACGGCUAUCGAACUGAGCUAAUCGAGCACGUCAUAAACCGUGCGGAUGAUAUGGUCCGCCUUCCUGCCCGUAUGGCGGACGAAGCCCAUCCAGUCCAGUGUAUGCAGCGCGCGCAUGAAUCGCGCCUGCACCUCCUCCACCCACUCCUCGCUCUCCUCCUCGGCGCUCGCACCUUCCUCCUCGCUCU
Messenger RNA from Rhodofomes roseus, 1471 nucleotides. RefSeq lists its product as uncharacterized. The transcript is spliced from 5 exons. Gene Ontology annotation, biological process: (1->6)-beta-D-glucan biosynthetic process; cell wall biogenesis. Bases 452 to 1129 code for a protein of 225 amino acids. NCBI's taxonomy places the organism in Eukaryota, Fungi, Basidiomycota, Agaricomycetes, Polyporales, Fomitopsidaceae. The record is from RefSeq and is a predicted model, not a curated record.